Symbiodinium sp. CCMP2456 is the source of this 303-nucleotide messenger RNA. The record is from the annotation of a GenBank genome assembly. NCBI's taxonomy places the organism in Eukaryota, Dinophyceae, Suessiales, Symbiodiniaceae.
AUGGCCGGCUUCUUCGUGUGGUCAGAGCCUCGACUCGGCUCCACGGGGUUCAAAGACACUUAUGUGGUUUCCAUCGGCACCAAGAGCAAGGCGAUUUGCCGCCGUCAAGAUCAGGCAGAAGCUGAGCGAUUGCGUGUGAAGUUGGAAGCCAGCAAGCUCACUACGGUUCCGGAGCUGAAAGACUUUCUGAAGAAGCUCUUGCUGGAGGAGCAUGGCAUCGACGCCAAGGUUGGGGAGUCCGCUGCUGUUGAAACUGAGCAGAAGGAGGGGCUUCCAAUGCAGCCGAAAGUCUGGGGAAAGUGA